Castor canadensis (American beaver) is the source of this 351-nucleotide messenger RNA. NCBI's taxonomy places the organism in Eukaryota, Metazoa, Chordata, Mammalia, Rodentia, Castoridae. The record is from RefSeq and is a predicted model, not a curated record.
AUGUCCUUCAGUGAUCAACAGUGCAAGCAGCCAUGUGUGCCGCCUCCAUGUCUUCAAAAGACCGCAGAGCAGUGCCAGGCACAACCUCAGGAGGUGUGCCUCCCCCAGUGUCAGGACCCCUGCCAUGAUAAGUGUCCACCACAAGCUCCGGAGGUAUGUCUCCCUCAGUGUCAAGAGCUAAACCAAAACAAUUGCCCACAGCAAGGUCAAGAUCCAUGCCCACCUCCCUGCCAAGACCAAGGUCUGCCUCAGUGUGUGGAGCCAUGCCAGGAGAUAGCCCAGACAAAAUGUGUGGAAGUGUGCCCACCAAAAGUUCAGGAGAAGUGCCCACCUCCUGGCAAGGGAAAGUAG